Cotesia glomerata is the source of this 1960-nucleotide messenger RNA. RefSeq names its product transcription factor Sox-10-like. The record is from RefSeq and is a predicted model, not a curated record. Lineage: Eukaryota; Metazoa; Arthropoda; Insecta; Hymenoptera; Braconidae. Gene Ontology annotation, biological process: regulation of transcription by RNA polymerase II. The transcript is spliced from 5 exons. Gene Ontology annotation, molecular function: RNA polymerase II cis-regulatory region sequence-specific DNA binding; DNA-binding transcription factor activity, RNA polymerase II-specific. The coding region runs from base 521 to 1921 and encodes 466 amino acids. Gene Ontology annotation, cellular component: nucleus.
GCGUGGAGGAAACUGCCCCGAGGCAAAAUCUAACCACCUCACUUGUGCGCUGAUCGCGCUCUAGCAUUAACUGUUUAAAAAGUGGGACCAUUACUUCACUCUUAACCAUUUAAGAAACCAACAAGCCAAUUUUUACAAUCAAAAAAAUUUUUCUCCAAACAAUUAAUUAAAAAUUAAUUAAUGUGUGACGUAAAAUAAAUAAAAGUGAGGAGUGACAUGUGUGACAAUUUAGUGAAUAAUUAAAACUGUAAUAGACAACUUAUAAAAUUAAAGUGCAAGUAAUCGAGCGUUAACUUCACUUAAUAAAACAUACCACAGAGGAGGAGAUAACAUUUGUAUUUUAUUUUUUAUUGUAAUUAUAAUUAUAAUUAUUGUUGAUGCCAGCGUAAAUGAUAGCAACGAACAAAGAUACUUUAAAGUGUAACGCAUUUUAUUUUACAAGUAUUUUAAUUGUAAUUGUAAUUGUUUACACUAGCUGACCGUUUUCUCAGCUAUUUUUUAGGGUUUUUUAUUUUUUAAAAUGAACGUAAUUAUGGGGGAAAAUUCGGACUUAAUUCCUCCAAUUGCAAAUAAUAAUAACAAUAGUGUGAGUAAUAAUAAUAAUAAUAAUAAUAAUAAUAAUAAUAAUAAUAAUAAUAGUAAUGAGAAUAAAAAUGUAGCUAAUGUUAAAAGUGCGAGUGAAAGUAUCGCGGGGGGUGUGAAGGGUGCAGAAAUAAGCAAAGCUGUCGCAAAAGUCCUGGAUGGUUAUGACUGGACACUAGUACCUGUUGCUACCAAAGGAACAAGUGAUAAAAGAGCGGCGCAUGUAAAAAGGCCGAUGAAUGCCUUCAUGGUAUGGGCCCAGGCUGCGAGAAAAAAACUCGCUGAUCAGUACCCACAGCUUCAUAACGCCGAGUUGUCUAAAACUCUUGGUAAAUUGUGGAGACUUCUGUCGGAGAACGACAAAAAACCUUUCAUCGAAGAAGCGGACCGGCUGAGAGUUAUCCACAAGCGGGAACAUCCUGACUACAAGUACCAGCCGAGGCGCAGGAAGCAAAACGGCCCUGGUCGGGAAAAUUCACCCUCCCGCGGGUCCAACGCCGGCCAAAACCAUCACAAUCAUAAUAACAAUCAUCUAAAUCAUAAUAAUAAUCAUCUAAAUCAUAAUCAUCACCUAAGCCAUCAUCACAACCAAGGACAGCAGGGAGGAAACAUGGGGUUCGUGACGAGCCCGCUGAAGCAAGAAGACCUGAGCCCGCGCGGCAUCCAAGCUCCGAAUUCCCCGCAAAGCAGAGUGAGUUCCUCGCCUCCCACGACGCCGAAUCAAGGCCUGUCACCUCCUACACCACCGACGACGCCUCGAGGGCACCACUUUGUCAAUCAGGCGCUGACACACCAGCAACACAUCCAUUACCAGCAAGAGCUUUCAGCCUCUUCAAUGUCCGACUCUUCCCAACAGCAGAGUACCAUGGACCUGAGUAGAUUCAUCGACGUAACCGAGGUUCCCCUGACCGAGGAGCCUCCCAUAAGCAGCCUCAGCCCCCUAGUGAACCUAAAUUUGCCCCUCAAUCUCCAGGAAUGCGAAGUUGAGAGCAGCGAGCUGGACCAGUAUCUCCCCCAGCAAGUGCUCUCCGUUCAUCAGUACCAAAAUCCCCCUGCGAAUCCGUCCCCUUGGCUGAUAAAUCGAUACGAAGAAGACAACGACAGGCCCAACAAAAGAUUCUGCUCGGAAUCAAUACCCGAAGUCUCUUGGGAAGAUCGACAGGACAUGAUACGUUAUCACGAGCUUCAGCCGCCUUUGCCCUCGGUACAAUACAUUUCCGCGCCUCACCACCCACAUUCAAACAACCAGGUCACCCAUUCUCAUGUUAACAGUCCUUACAUGCAGUACGCGAGCCAUCGCUACGUACCUAGCAUCGAAACUUGGCCCAAUUACUUAUAAUCCACACUAACUUUAACAUAAUAUAAAUAUUAAAUAUUA